Pungitius pungitius (ninespine stickleback) is the source of this 1239-nucleotide messenger RNA. RefSeq names its product pro-opiomelanocortin-like. Gene Ontology annotation, biological process: neuropeptide signaling pathway. Gene Ontology annotation, cellular component: extracellular region. Gene Ontology annotation, molecular function: neuropeptide hormone activity. The coding region runs from base 521 to 1219 and encodes 232 amino acids. NCBI's taxonomy places the organism in Eukaryota, Metazoa, Chordata, Actinopteri, Perciformes, Gasterosteidae. The record is from RefSeq and is a predicted model, not a curated record. The transcript is spliced from 5 exons.
CCACAACAUAUAUACUAACCCAUUUAAUGAAGACGGGGAAAAUCUGGCAGAAGUCUUUGUUACUCCAUCAAAUAAGGAAAUAGCUCUCCGACUGCAGCUGAUCAGAUGAAAUCUGAAGAUGGCCGCAUGAGGAAAACAUCAGUGGCUCUUGGGAUGAGGAUAAUACUCCUGUUGGUUGGCCGUGAUGUCUCAACGAGUGAGUCAAGUCUCCUUAAUGAAGUUUCCACGCGGGGAUACAUGCGCACCUUGCACACAAGAACCACUGAAGAACCAUCCGAUCGAUCGGAUUGAUUUGAACGCCUCGCUGCGGCUCUUCGUCCCAUUUGACAGGAGGACGUGGCUCUCGGCGCCGACUUUUUAACCGCCUUGCAAGCACACCACCGGAGCAGACGGAGAGCAGAAGAGGAGGAGAGGGAUCGAAGUCAGGAGUCCUCACUUUGGAAGAUCGGUGGUCAAAAAACACAGGGAGAAAAACCAGAGGAGAGGAGAGGAAACCAACGCUUUUGUAAAAAGGCGGAAGAUGGCGUGCCUUUCAUGGGUGAUGGUGGUGCUUCUGGCUUGUGUGGGCCUCCCCGGCUUCGGGUCGGUGUGCUUGGACCGGUCGCAAUGCGAUGAGCUGAGCAACGAGGGGAAGAUACAGGACUGCGUCCGCCGCUGCGUGCCGGCCACCCGGCCCGAGGCGCCCGAGCUGGACGCGUCGGCCCCGGAGGUCAACGACAACGACGCCGAGCUCCCGCUCAGCGUCCUCCUGGCCGCCCUGGUCUCCGAAAACAGGGUGCCGGAGUCGGAUGUGAAAGGGCCGCGCGGCGACGAGCGGCGCUCCUACUCCAUGGAGCACUUCCGCUGGGGCAAGCCCUCGGGCCGCAAACGCCGCCCCGUGAAGGUGUUCGCCUCCUCCCCGGAGGGAGGGGGCCCCUCCGGGCGCGUCUUCCCCCCCGACGCCCUGGCUCGCAGGCAGCUGGGCCUCGACAGGUUCAGAGUGAGGGACCUGAAGGAAGGGAGUCGAAAGCAGGGCUCGCAGAGGGUCGCCCUCAAGGCCCAGGCCCCGGCGAGAAAGGACGGGGCCUAUCGGAUGAGCCACUUCCGGUGGGGGAGCCCGCCCCCCUCCAAGCGCAACGGCGGCGCGAAGAAGCCGCCCGCCAGGAAACCCAAGAAGGGGCAGCUGGAGGAGCUGCUCAGGAACAUUGUCAUCGAGGGCGUGCAGAGGAGAAUGGGCUGAUCGGAGCAUGGAGGGGGAGA